AUGUUUCUUUCUUUCUAUCUAUCUAUCUAUCUAUCUAUCUAUCUAUCUAUCAUUUCUUUGCCUAGUACUAUCUCUUUAUUUAUCUCACAUUUGAGGAAUGUCUUUGCUUUUCGAUUAUUCAUGAAAUGUCCCCAUUUUUUUUUUUUACUUCUUCCUUACUUUCUAUAUUUCUCCUUUUUUUUUCUUUUUUUUACUUUUAUAUUCAUCAUUCCUUUUCUACUCAUUCCAUUCAGAUGUUUCUUUCUAUUUCCAUUUUGGUUUUCUGUCACAAUUGCGUUUCUUCUCGUAUCCAUUCCAGAUGUUUGUUGUUUUUCUUUCACAAUCAAUCUUACAUUAAUUAACUUUUCAGAUGUGCUUUUUCAUUAUCGAAAAAUGAUUGCUAUAUAUGCGUUAUCUAUAAAAAAAAAAACAAAUUACGUCUUCAUUAUCUAUCUAUCUAUCUAUUUAUCUAUCUGUUUCAGUUUAUUCAUAUCUAUCUAUCUAUCUAUCUAUCUAUCUAUCUAUCUUAGUCUGUUCAUAUCUAUCUAUCUUAGUCUGUUCAUAUCUAUCUAUCUAUCUAUCUAUCUAUCUAUCUAUCUGUUUCAGUUUAUUCAUAUCUAUCUAUCUAUCUAUCUAUCUCAGUCUGUUCAUGUCUAUCUAUCUAUCUUAGUCUGUUCAUAUCUAUCUAUCUUAGUCUGUUCAUAUCUAUCUAUCUAUCUAUCUAUCUAUCUAUCUAUUUCAGUUUAUUCAUAUCUAUCUAUCUAUCUAUCUAUCUAUCUAUCUAUCUAUCUCAGUCUUCUGUUCAUAUCUAUCUCUCUAUCUAUCUAUCUAUCUAUCUAUCUAUCUAUCUAUCUAAUCUGUUCAUAUCUAUCUAUCUAUCUAUCUAUCUAUCUAUCUAUCUAUCUAUCUAUCUAUCUCAUCUAUUACUAUCUAUAUAUCUAUACAAAUCUCUUUAUAUCUAUCUAUCUAUCUAUCUAUCUAUCUAUCUAUCUAUCUAUCUAUCUAUCUAUCUAUCUAUCUAUCUUAGUCUAUUACAAUCUAUCUAUCUAUCUAUCUAUCUAUCUUAGUCUUUUACAAUCUAUCUAUCUAUCUAUCUAUCUAUCUAUCUAUCUAUCUAUCUAUCAAACUCAGUCUGUUCAUAUCUAUCUAUCUAUCUAUCUAUCUAUCUAUCUAUCAAACUCAGUCUUUUCAUAUCUAUCUAUCUAUCUAUCUAUCUAUCUAUCAGUCUAUCAACAAAAUAAAAUAUGA
Molecule: messenger RNA, 1227 nt
Organism: Acanthosepion pharaonis
Lineage: Eukaryota; Metazoa; Mollusca; Cephalopoda; Sepiida; Sepiidae
Source: the annotation of a GenBank genome assembly